Sinocyclocheilus anshuiensis is the source of this 1694-nucleotide messenger RNA. RefSeq names its product solute carrier family 25 member 47b (gene slc25a47b). Gene Ontology annotation, molecular function: transmembrane transporter activity. The transcript is spliced from 7 exons. Lineage: Eukaryota; Metazoa; Chordata; Actinopteri; Cypriniformes; Cyprinidae. The record is from RefSeq and is a predicted model, not a curated record. Bases 530 to 1393 code for a protein of 287 amino acids. Gene Ontology annotation, cellular component: mitochondrion. Gene Ontology annotation, biological process: transmembrane transport.
UGUUUAUUAAUAGAGCGGCGUUUACAGUAGCCGACGCUGUACAGUAAUCAUGUGUAUUUGUGUAACACGUGACAGAGCGAAUGUGACUCUUGGCCUUUAACUCUGGUGUGUAUCUUCACCAUCAUCAUCAUCGUCAGUGGUGUGAGGGAAUGGAGAGCAGCGCCGCUCAGCGGUCACUGCAGGAACACGAGCGCUGUCGGACUCUGCCGCCGGUGGCUCUUGAUCUGAUCCUGAUGAUAUUUCCUGCGCUACAGUGAAUCACAGCAUCAAAGGAGCCGAACAUCCGCGCGGACUCACGCGUUACUGUUACACGCCAUCGGUGAUUCAGAACCUUCGUUUCUGAAGGUGAUCGUGACCUUCGGUUCACCUUUCUGCAGCGACACACACACACACACACUUCUCUUCAUCUCUGUCUUCUUCACAAUCAUCAUAAUCAGUUCGUUAACGGCGUUUGUCCGACUCGCGUUCGGCGGGUCGAACCGGAUGAUUCGGAUGCUUCUGCUUGAUCGGUUCUGCUGGUCUGCUCGUGAUGCAUCUCGCGGAUUUCGUCGCCGGUUCUGUCGGAGGGGCUUUUGGAGUGGCGGUGGGGUAUCCGCUGGACACAGUGAAGGUGAGGAUCCAGACUCAGACACGUGACUCAGGUGUUUGGGAGUGUGUGAGAAGAACCUGCAGAACUGAAGGAGUCAGAGGUUUCUACCGCGGGAUGUCCAUGCCGCUGAGCACCGUCUCCAUCAGCUCCUCGCUGGUGUUUGGCACCUACAGGAACGUCCUGCACCUCCUGCAUGAGCUGCGGCACAGAAGCGCAGCGGAUCCGCACCAUAAAGCUGAUUUAUUUGUGUCUGGGUUUGCUGGAGGCGUGGCUCAGGUUUUGGUGAUGUCCCCCGCAGACAUUGUGAAAGUGCGUCUUCAGUGUCAGACCGAGCUGCCGGACUCCAGGCCCAAGUACCGCGGCCCGGUGCACUGUCUGCUGAGCAUCGCGCGGGAUGAGGGUCUGCUGGGGCUCUAUAGGGGCUCUGCUGCUUUAGUGCUGCGCGACGGACCCUCCUUCGCCACGUACUUCCUCACGUACAGCAGCAUCUGUGAUUCCCUGCGCUCUACAGACAGCAGCCAGCCAGGCUGGCCGGUGGUUCUUCUGGCCGGUGGUGUGUCUGGGAUGUGCGGCUGGGCCGUCGGGACACCGAUGGAUGUGAUCAAGGCGCGUCUGCAGGUGUCUGGCGUGAGCGGCCGGCGCUACAGAGGAUUCUUCCACUGUCUCUCACACAGCGUGAGGAGCGAAGGCGCCGCUGUUCUCUUCAGAGGUCUGACGGUGAACUGCAUCCGUGCCUUUCCGGUCAACAUGUCCGUCUUUGCCAUGUACGAACUGGUUGUUCGCUUUCUGCGUUCGGCGUCAUAGAUCGUCGUCAGAUCUUCUUUGCACACGUGAUUCCUCACUGAGGACGGUUAGCAUCAGUGUUUUAUGAACCGCACAGCUGGACGUUUGUGACCGGAAGCCUUUCUGUGCUCAGCUUCUGAGCUGCAGAAGCUCUUCAAGCACAUAAUGUACGGAGUGAAUAUUUAUCAUUUGCAUUAAUAUAUAUUUGAGUGUGUUUUGCAGUGUCUACCUCCAGAUGCGUGCGUCUGUGCAUCAUGAAUGUUUAAAGGAAUAGUUCAGCCAGAAAUGAACAUUUGCUGAAAAUGUGCUCAUCCCAGAUCAG